Molecule: messenger RNA, 2283 nt
Organism: Ictidomys tridecemlineatus (thirteen-lined ground squirrel)
Lineage: Eukaryota; Metazoa; Chordata; Mammalia; Rodentia; Sciuridae
Source: RefSeq, a predicted model, not a curated record
GGUUGGCAAAUACCUUAGUUCUCACAAAAAUGAUGUCUACUUUAUUUAAAUACUUUUGUGGUUUGGCAGGGAUGUGAAAGCUAGUAGGUGGAUGCAUGGAUAACUCAACAACUAGAGGAACAAGUUGUAUAGGAAACUAGCCCCAUUAGGUAGGGAUACACUGAGCUAGAGCAGGGGAAAUCAGUUAAGCCUUUCAGGAUUUAUGAAGCUAAAAGGUGUCAAGGCAACACUUUCAAUUUUAUUUAAUAUACAAAUGGGAAGCCUAUGUGAUCUUAUCUAUAGACUAAAAUUUAAAUGUUUUUAUAUAUCAGUUGAAAAUAAUGUUUUAAUUUUUUAUUUGUUCUUUUUAGUUAUACAUGACAUUAGAGUAUAUUUUUACUUAUUACACACACAAAAAUAAAAUAAAUAAAUACUUAUUGAUCCUCUUGACACUCAUAGUACUAAAACAAACCUGACAUCUUUUAGAACAUUUGGAUCCUGAGUGCAAAAUAAUCUUCAUUUACAAAUUUUACUUAAGUUCUCUGAUGCUGUUAUUUGAAAAUCUGUCUACCUUGAAUGAGUCCAAGAAAAGUCACUAACACCUGUUUCAAUUGCAAUUACAACAAAUGCUGCUGUUAAGAGCAGGUCACAGAUAUCUUUAUUACAGAGGGUUUAGACAAAUCACUUCUUGUCUCUAAGAAUCUCAGAACUUCUCAUAAUGGCCAGGCAUGGGUUUAAUUAUGUUAAAAUGUCCAAAUUAACUUUCUGCCCCACCCCUUCUGAAAGGGGUUUGGUCUGCUGAAAAUUUAUCUAUACUUUUCCUCAAUUUUAAACAACUUUUUCCCCUACUGGUACAACCUGUGUUCUAGUGGACACUAGGAACAAAAUACUGAAUGUUCUGGGUCUAUGGCAUAUUGAACCCUACACAGCAGUUUUGCUGACAUAGGUAGAAUUAAGAGAACAGGGCUUACCUGAAGAUCCAGGGCUUCAUUAAAGAAACCUGAGGACCUUGACCAUCCAUUGGAUAUGGGGCAUGUCAAUCCUCGCUUCUCAGCAAGAGAGCUUUGGGCAAUCCAGGACCCUUUCUUGACCCUUCCAUGCUCCACCCCCAUGAUCAGCAUAAAAGAAACUUUCCCGCCUUGUCUCAGGGUGCAGUUGCAAUGGACCGCUUCUUCAGCCUCCUUCAUGCACUUCCUAUCUAUCACGGUCCCGCACAGGCAAACUCUCAGUAUGCUAUUUCAUGGGUGGCGCCCUCUCCAGCACCGCCUCCGCCUCCCAGCAUGCCCUGUGACUAAACCCCCCCCCCUCACAGCACGCGUCUGGGCGACGCCAUCUUCACUGACGUCGUCAUUGCAGCCAGGUUGCCGCUCCCAGUCGAAGUCUUUGCUGACUUGUCUCCCGGGCCAUGUCUGACACCAACAAACAAGACCUGGUCCCAAGUGGCCAGAGUGAAGCUGACGAAGAGGCAAGCCUGGACCCUGGGUCCCUAGGCAGUCUCUUGGUGCCUAUGGAAUGGUUGGCUGCAGUGGCGGGAGUCGCAGCCCUUCUGGCUUUCCAGGUGGUUGUAAAAGCCUUUGAAAACAAGAGGCAUGAGGAAGUAACCUGGCCCGCUAUCACGGAGAACAAGAAUGUACAGCCUCUAGAAGAGGAGGAGGAGGAGGAGGACGAGGAGGACGAGAAGGACGAGGAGGAGGAGGAGGAGGAGGAGGACGAGGGGGAGCUGAAGGUAGAACACUACCAGGAACUGGAGGAGGAUGAUGGUGGUGAGGAAGAGGAAGGAGAUGAUGAGGAAGACGAUGGCGGUGAGGAGAACGAAGAGGGUGCAGCAGCUGCUGGUGUCUAUUUUCCUGAGGAUAGAGUACCAGAUGCCAAAACCAAGUGUAAGGUGGGAUAUUAUUUCUGUGACCUUAGGGUCCCUAAGCCUCUAUCAAUACUGGCUAAAGAAGCAGCUGAAUAUUACUACAAAAAACAUAAUGAAGUGUCUGAAGAAACUAGAGGUGAGGAUGGGGAAGAGGAAGGGAAUGGAAGUGAAGAACUGGAAGAAAAACCCCAAAAGGAUCUGGACUCAGCAGAGAGCAGCCUCCCUUAGAAAUCCAGUUGGAAAACAGAAAGAAAUGGAUGGAGAAAGAAACAGCGAAUUUGUUCUUCAUGAUUUUUCUACUUUAAAUUUACCCAGAACACUAAUUUUUUUCCAAAGUUCAUCACACAAAAAAAGACAUCAACUGACAUCUGUCUAUAUGCUAACUUUUUGCUGAUAUAUUUGACUGCUUCUGUUUUGUUAAAAAUAAAAGCUUGUUUGAAAUG